This is a messenger RNA of Cutaneotrichosporon oleaginosum, 2889 nucleotides long. RefSeq lists its product as uncharacterized. The record is from RefSeq and is a predicted model, not a curated record. NCBI's taxonomy places the organism in Eukaryota, Fungi, Basidiomycota, Tremellomycetes, Trichosporonales, Trichosporonaceae. Gene Ontology annotation, biological process: regulation of transcription by RNA polymerase II. Gene Ontology annotation, cellular component: nucleus. Gene Ontology annotation, molecular function: DNA-binding transcription activator activity, RNA polymerase II-specific; RNA polymerase II cis-regulatory region sequence-specific DNA binding.
AUGGCCGACGACGACGAGAACAACAAUACCCCGCUCGACCUCCUCCUUAAUGCUAUAUCCGGCACUGGCGGAUACGCGUUCGCCGAGGGCGAUGCCCAACACUUCCCCGAGGCUCUCGAAUCACACUUUGACGACGAAUGCGUAGCGGACAACGCUGACGUUCUCGCCAAGCCUGGCGCACCAGAGGAGGAGGGCGCGCUCGGCGCGCCGGCAGGGCCCGAAGAAGGGGGAGGAGCAGAGGGGACCGGGGAAGGAGCAGGAGGAGGUCAAGCCCAGCGGCGCGAUGGAGAUGGAGGCGCUGCACAACCUUCCCCGUCCAGUGUGGCGCGCAUCCAGCGUACGCUGCGCGAUCACUUCGCCGGUGGCCGCGACACAUUCAGCACCGUAGAGGUGUGGCAUCCCAAGACGGGACAGAAGAGUUACGGGAAGGAGCGGCGCAUCAUCCAGCCGCCACCUACACUGCGUGUGUCUGGCCCGCUCGCAUCGCUCGUGACUUUCGUCACGCUCUCCGCGCACCCGAAUGUAGACGCUGAGCCGGGCCGCCCGGUCUAUUCGUCCCAGUCCCACCGAUUUGGGCUGUCCGAUCCCGAUCCCGAGCCGCAGUUCAGCGGGAGCAAGAAGGUCGAGCGCGAUCGACGCGCGCGGCAGAUCCGCGCGCAAGCGAGCAAGGCCGGGUGGGGCAGCACGCUGCCGUGGGAGCGGAAGCGGACGGGCAUACGCGGUAGAGACGAGGUCAUGGACGGAGUCACCUUCCCCGGGCUAUGGGUGGGGGAAGAGUCGGGAAAGAGCAAGGAGUUCCGCCUCGAGCUUGGUCUCGGCGCGCCAGGCGUCGAAGUAGACGAAAGCGGACAUCCCCUCGGUCUCAUGGUAGACGGGGUCGAUCAGCCCCUCGACGAGGCUGCCCUCCGCCAAGUGCUUGGUAGCAACACCGUGUUCCCCGACAUGGUGAUCCCGCCCGUCCUCGAGAGCGAUGUCGACGCGGCCGUCGCUGCCGCCCAGGAGCACCAGCAGGAGACGCAGACGCAGACGCAGACGCAGACGCAGACGCAGACGCAGACGCAGCCCGAGACGCUCGAGACGCAUCUCAACACCCCAGACGAGUCUCUUCGCGAGACACACUCGUCGCUCGCCCAUGGCGGCUCGACCCUCGACAGCGUGACGAUCCCCGAUGCUGAGCUGCCCGCUCAGUCGCAGCAGGCCCUCCCGCCCCUGCCAUGGGCGACGUUUGUCUCCAACCCACUCUCUGUCGUGUCCAAGCCAUCACAGAAGACUGCUCGUGCGCGCAGCAUGGCGUCAUGUCUUUCAUCACACGAUCCCUUCGCGCUUAUCGUCCGCGUCAACGGCCAGACUGUGCGCACGAAACUGCUCAAUCUCGAGGGCGCCGACUCGGACUCGCCCACGCUCACGGCGCGCGCGGCCAAGUGGACCCCGUUCCGGUUCGAGACGGUGCAGCACGCCGCAUCGCCCGAAGACCAGCGGCGCGGUAGAUUCAACCCCGAGGAAGUGGUGAACUAUGGCUCGGUUGUGCGCCUCGUCGACGUGACAAGCGGCAUGCGCAGCGAUCUGCUCCGCCUCGUGCGCGUGGACAGGAACAAGGCGGUCGUCGGCAACGACGUCGGCCACCCCGUCAGUGAGCUGCAGCGCGUGGGGCUGGUGCGAGUCAAGGAGAAUCUCGAGGAUGACAUGCCUGGCGGGCGGCGCUGGUAUCUGUCCAGUCCGGGCGCAUUGGCCGGUGCUGGCGAGGUCAAGACGACGCGCUCGCGCCUGCGCAAGGGCAAGUUGGCCGAGCAGACAGAUACAGAGCCGGAAUCGGAGCAGCAACGCAAAAAGCGCAAGACGAAGCGGCACGCGCUGGCUCGUGCCGUCAUUGAAGAGGAGGAGCAGGGGAGCAGCGCCUCUGGGCUCAUGUUCAAAGCUGCGGACCGGGAAGACGUUGUAGAUGACCAGGGCAACACCUCUAUCGUCGAGACGGUGCAGGACAGUAUGUGCUGGGUGCUUUCGGGCGUGGGGUGUUUUUCGUAUACGUUCUUCAAUGGCAUGGGCGAGACUGGGUCAAUCCCGUCUAGCAGUUUGGAACCUGUGCCGCGCAUACUCGUCAACCCAGCUCUCGAUACGUCGACGACUCCAGCCACGCUCCAGCUGACGCUGUCCGAGUUUUUCGUAGCCAACGAGUUGGGCGAGGCACAGCCUUUCCAAGUAUACAUUGGCCCACUGGGCCCGCUUCGCGCUACGACAUGGCGCUCGGUGGCACCCAAAGCCAAGCCAUUUGAGCCGCAGGCGCCGCUCGACGCGCUCCCGUACGAUGGGUUUGGCCAAUACUCUCAAGUGGCCCCGCGCACGCCAGCGGGGGUGGUGCGCAGCAAUUUUCCGCAUUCGGUGCCACACGUCAUUGUCUGCGUCGAACUUCCGGCAACGGAGGAGUUGAUCCGGGCGAUGCAGCCGGCCGAGCUGCAGAACGAAGAGGCGGAAGAUGCGUGGCUGGGGCUGGGGGAGGGUACGCUCACGAUACAGGAAGCUCUGCACAAUGCCAACAAGGCGUCGGCGUCGGCGUCGGCGUCGGCGUCGGACGACGUCGUAAUGACCAUGCCAGAGCAGGGGGAGUUUGGGGUCAACAGCCUGAAUCAGCUCGCCUCAUUGAACGAGGUGGGCAAUGCUGCGAGUCUGAACGGAUCACCACGAGCCGUAGCCGUGACGCAGACGCAUGGGUGGGCGGAGUCGACGAUUACGAUGCACCGGCCCAGCCAAACGGGCGGGAAGGAACACGCGCUGCCGGUGCUGGUGGUCCGACCGGACGGAGUGGGCUACGGCAUGGGCUGGAGCGUGGAGCGGGUGCCACCCGAGGAUAAUGGGGGAGGGAUCCGGAUAGUGCAGGCAGCGACGCGCGCUUGA